AUGCGGGCGGAGGAGCCCCUGGCGCUGGCGGCCCCGCAGGUGGUCGGUGGCGAGGCAGAGGCGACGAGCGAGGAGCAGGGCGGCAGCGGCUGCUGCAGCAGCGAGCGGCUAGUGAUCAACAUCUCUGGGCUGCGCUUCGAGACGCAGCUGCGGACCCUCUCCAUCUUCCCCGAUACGCUGCUGGGCGACCCGAGCCGCCGGGUGCACUACUUCGACCCUCUCCGCAACGAGUACUUCUUCGAUCGCAACCGACCUAGCUUCGAUGCCAUCCUUUACUACUACCAGUCUGGAGGGCGGCUCCGGCGGCCAGUCCAUGUGCCCCUCGACAUCUUCCUGGAGGAGAUCCGUUUCUACCAGCUGGGCCAGGAGGCCAUUGAGACCUUUCGGGAGGAUGAAGGUUUUAUUCAGGAGGAGGAGAAGCCCCUGCCUGAGCACCACUUCCAGCGCCAAGUCUGGCUGCUCUUUGAGUAUCCUGAGAGCUCUGGACCAGCUCGUGCUAUUGCCAUCGUUUCUGUGCUGGUGAUCCUCAUUUCCAUUGUCAUCUUUUGCCUAGAGACCCUGCCUGAGUUUCGCCAGGAGCCCAAGAUUGCUCAGCCUGGCUUCGGGGAGCUGGCUGUACUUGAUGAUGACAUACUGCUGCCACCGCCACCACCAAGCGGGACCCCACAGUCUCCACAACCCACUGCUGGUGCUGGCCCUUUCUUCACUGACCCUUUUUUCCUCAUUGAGACACUGUGCAUCAUCUGGUUCUCCUUUGAGCUUCUUGUGCGUUUCUUCACUUGCCCCAGCAAGCCUGACUUCUCUCGAAACAUUAUGAAUAUCAUUGACAUUGUGGCAAUCAUCCCCUACUUCAUCACCCUGGGCACAGAGCUGGCCCAGCAACCACAGCAGAAGCAGCAGUCUGGGAGUAGCAGCAACAAUGGGGGCCAGCAGCAAGCUAUGUCCCUGGCCAUCCUCAGAGUCAUCCGACUGGUCAGGGUCUUCAGGAUCUUCAAGCUCUCCAGGCACUCCAAAGGACUACAGAUCUUGGGGAAGACUCUCCAGGCCAGCAUGAGGGAGCUAGGCCUCCUUAUCUUCUUCCUCUUUAUUGGUGUGAUCCUCUUUUCUAGUGCCGUAUACUUUGCGGAGACCGAUGACCCUGACUCGUUGUUCACCAGCAUUCCUGAUGCUUUUUGGUGGGCAGUGGUAUCCAUGACCACUGUGGGCUACGGAGACAUGUAUCCCAUGACAAUUGGUGGCAAGAUUGUGGGUUCCUUGUGUGCCAUUGCGGGUGUGCUCACCAUUGCUCUGCCUGUGCCUGUCAUUGUGUCCAACUUCAACUACUUUUACCAUCGAGAGACUGAUAAUGAAGAGCAGUGUCAGUACACCCAUGUCACCUGUGGCCAGCAGCAGUCACCCUUCUCUGAGCCCAAGAAGGGGGACAGUAAUCAGUCUCUCAGCAAAUCUGAAUUUUUGGAAGUGGAAGACCUGGAGUCCAUGAAAUAUUCCAAUUUCAUUCCCCCUGGUAAUCAGGGUUAUAAAGAGAAGAAAAUGCUGACAGAAGUGUGAUCAGUUUUGUUAUCCUGGGUCCAGGCACAGAGCUGCAAGCUGCUGCACAGCUGUCUUCGCACUAGCAGUUGGAUCUAUUCAGCAUUUACAUACCAGACUGUGGAUCGUGAUACCGUAAACGGAGUCGUCGUGAUAAUGGGCUCUUCUUUCCAGAUAUGCUGUUUCUUGUUGCUGUGUGCAGUCAGAAAUGUUCUUGCUUUGUUCUGUGGAGUGCUAGCUGUCAUUCCCUGCUCAUGGAUGGUUUUUUUUUAGGAUCACUGUAAUCCAAUUUUAGCUUAGAAGCCUAAUCUUUCUACUCCACUAGCGAAGAAGUCUUUGCAACAACUUCAGCUGAAGGAUUUUGCAGGGAGUAAGUAGUUAAAGGGGCUAUGAACAUCCAGCUCAAGCUGUAUCCUUGGUUCCUGUGCCAGCUUGGUGGGAUCAGUCACGCCUGCAAUGCCUUUGUCUUUGAAUAAUGGAAAUGCUUUAGCUAGCCUCACAGUGAGUUUUGCAGCUGUAGGUAAAAGUCGGCAAACAGGUGCCUUUCUUGUUUGCAACAUUUGUCUUGCAGAAGACCCUCUUGUUUUAUGUUUCUAAAAAGUUGCAUAAAUAGAAAAGCACUUUGCUACUUCGUAUAUGCAUUUAUUAUAAGUGGGCAUAAAUGAUUUGACAGGCUUGUUGAAGAUUCUCUGUGUUUUGAUCUUAAGUCUUACUUGUGCCAGUGUCCUGAUGUUACUUGGCUUUUAUAGUACCAAGUUAACCUUUGUAGUGGUGCCUUCUCACUUUCGAGAAAAUUGAUUUGUUAUCUCCUCAAUUUAUUUCCACAAGUGUUUAGUGAUAUGUACUUUAUGCUUCAGGUACUCAGUUCUGUAUUCAGGCAUGUGAACACAGUUGACUCCACUGCGUUUUUACUGAAGUGUUUCUGUAGCUGAGGAAAGUUUGCAUGCUCGUAUUAUGUUGAUAUUGCCAAAAAACACAACUACCUGUGCUGUCUCAAAAUUCCACUGAUAUUGUGGGUCACAGUCAUAAAUUAUUCCUGGGUAUUGGCAUUAGAGGCUGGCCUUUACACCAGCUUCUGCACAAACUCAAUAGCAUACCCUAGAACUUUAAAAUGAGAGGAAAAAGAGGUAAACUUGAAAUGCUAUUUUUGCUUUAUUAUUGAUUCAAACAGUUCUGGGUAUUUCUUAAAUUGAAAGCACAGAAAUGAUUUUUUCAUGCACUAGAUUUUGUAAGUGCAACUUACAGUAGCAAUGCAAAAUACAUUCCUUAGCCUGCAUUGCUGGGCUUGUCAAGGGACCAGAGAAUUUCAUUUUAAGAUGCAUGUUUUUCUUCACAGAUCACAUUUAUCUCUGCCUAUUCCCUAUUUUAAAAUGUUUCAAAUGCUGCUAGUGGAUGAAAAGGGAAAACAAAUACUUUCAGAUUCUAUUUGUAAACUUUCAUGCAAAUACAUAUAUUGUUUUUGUUUUUAAAUGUGAUUGUAUGUUCUGCAUUCAUAUGUGUGCAUGUGUUUGAAAGCAAAGACAGGCGGAAUCAUAGUAUCAUAGAACUAUAGAACUGCCUUAGGUUGGAGGGACUUUAAGAUAAUCUAAUUCCAACACCCAUGCCAUGGCCAGGGUUGCCAGCCACUAGGUCAGGCUGCCCAGUAUUCCAUCCAACCUGGCUUUGAAAUCCUACGGGAAUGGAGCAUCCGCAGCAUCUCUGGGCAACAGUGCCUCACUACCCUCUGAGUAAAGAAUUUUUUCCUAAAUUCUAACUUAAAUCUUCCCACUCUUUUAAUUGAAAGUCCUUCCUUUUUGUUCUGUCACUAUCAGACCGUGUAAAAAUCAGUCUCCCUUCUGCUUAUUAGCCUCCCCUACAGGCCACAAUGAGGUUUGCUCAUGGCCUUCUCCAAGCUUGCCAAGCCCAGCUCCCUCAAUUUUUUUCUUUGUGAUAGAUGUGCUCCAGCCCCUUGAUCACCUUCAUGACCCUCCUCUAGAUCUGCUUCUGUAGCUCUGCAAUUUUCUUGUGCUGGGAGUCCCAGGCCAGAACUCAGAACUCCAGAUGAGGCCUCACAAAGGCAGAGUAAAGGGUACAGUCACCUCCUUUGCCCUGCUGGCUAUCCCUCUUUUGAUGUAGCUCAGGAUACUGUUGGCUUUCUGGAUUGCAGGCACACAUAGCUCGCUCAUGUCUAGCUUUUUGUCCACCAGGAUCCCCAAGUCCUUCUCCACAGGGCUGCUCUCAAGUUCUUCUCCCAGUGUAUACCCAGCAUAUCUGGGAUUAUCCUGAUCCAAGUGCAGAGUGUCGCACCUGGCCUUGUUGAAUCUCAUUAUUUCCUGUGGGCCCAAUUUUCAAGCCUGUCCAAGGCCCUCUG
This is a messenger RNA of Lagopus leucura (white-tailed ptarmigan), 3877 nucleotides long. Its product is annotated as potassium voltage-gated channel subfamily A member 6-like. Gene Ontology annotation, cellular component: voltage-gated potassium channel complex; membrane. The transcript has a single exon. The record is from RefSeq and is a predicted model, not a curated record. Gene Ontology annotation, biological process: potassium ion transmembrane transport; protein homooligomerization. Gene Ontology annotation, molecular function: delayed rectifier potassium channel activity; protein binding. The coding region runs from base 1 to 1548 and encodes 515 amino acids. Lineage: Eukaryota; Metazoa; Chordata; Aves; Galliformes; Phasianidae.